Messenger RNA from Paramecium sonneborni, 1081 nucleotides. The record is from the annotation of a GenBank genome assembly. NCBI's taxonomy places the organism in Eukaryota, Ciliophora, Oligohymenophorea, Peniculida, Parameciidae.
AUGCUCCAUGAGUAUGAUCUUAUUGAUCAAGAAACUUUAAAAAGAGAUCAGUAACUGAAUGGUUUGUUAAUCAAAAUUAGAGAAGACAUUAUGAAAGGCUAUGUUGUCGAAGUUAAAACAAAAACUCAAACUUAUCAUUAAGUAAAAAUAUUGUUCAAAUUAGUUAGAAAAUAAUUCAAAAUAAAAUUCAGGAGUCUCAUCUAUUAAUAAUUCCUUAAUAAAAGAUCCAAGAUUAAAUUUAAAUGAAAUUGAUAAAAUUAAAAACAUAGAUGAAACCAUUUUAUAAUCAUAACGUGAUAAUCAGUAAAUUAUUCGAUUGACAAAUUCAAUAAGUUANUUAUAUAUUCAUGAAUAAGGCAUUUUACAUAGAGAUUUAAAACCAGAUAAUAUAUUAUAGAGAAAUGACACUUAAAAAUACGUUAUUAUAGAUUUUGGAUUAGCUGAUUUAUAUAGAGAAGAUGGAUAGUAUUUAUUUAAAAAAUGUGGAACUCCAGGAUAUUGUGCACCAGAAAUACUAUGGAAUUAAAAUUAUGAUUACAAAGUGGAUGUAUAUAGUCUUGGAGUGAUUCUGUAUUAAAUGUUAACAGGAUUAAAUCCCUUCUAUUCUAAAAACUAUGAUGACAGAGUUAUGCUUAACAAAGAGUCUAAAUUUGAUUAUGGUAAAGUUAAAGUUUCUUAUGAUGCUCUUGAUUUAUUAUAAGGAAUGUUAAACAGAAAUCCUUAAAAAAGAUUGAGUGCAAAAGAGGCUUUAAAUCAUCGUUAUUAUUUGUAAUAGUAAAAACAAUCUUAUCAUGUACCUUCAAUUUCUCAUCUAUCUGAUACACUUAUGAAUACAGGAAGUUAGAUAUCAUCACCUAGAUUAGAGAGCCAUUUCAACUUUUUUGAAAUUGGGGAAUUUUCUAGUCGAUAUACUAGUCCAUUACUUUCUCCUAAAUUAAGUCCAAGAUUUGAUGAAUUAGAUAAGGAAAUUUUAAAUCAUCAUAAUAUUUACAGUUGUCAUAUUUCUAAUUUGAAAUUACCUAAAUAACAAAUCAAUCAUGAACAAUUCUUAGAGAAUUUAAUGUAAAAAUAAAAGGUUUGA